Prorocentrum cordatum is the source of this 325-nucleotide messenger RNA. The record is from the annotation of a GenBank genome assembly. Lineage: Eukaryota; Dinophyceae; Prorocentrales; Prorocentraceae.
GAGGAGGAGGAGAGAAGGAGGAGGAGGAGGAGGUGAAACUGGGCCCGUGCCCGCGCCCGCCUCGCCGCGGCGCCGCGCCUCCAACCCCCUCCCCGGGUGGCGGCCGCGCCGGGCCGCUAGUACGGCCGGUACCUGCGUACUGGUCGGGGGCGACGGCGGCGGCGGCGUAGGCGCCAGCGGGCGGCGCGGCAGCCUCGGCGGGCGGCGGCUGCUGCCCGUAGGCGCCAGGCGGGGGCCCCGAGGGGAUGGGCCGACCUGUGGGGCGUCCGUGGCCCCCGCCGGCGGGGGCAGCGCGGCCGGCGGCUCGCCGCCGGGCGGGGGGUAG